AUGUUUGCAAAGUCAACGCUGCCAAACAAGGCAGCCAAUGAGUCUUCAGAUCCCAUCGUCGUAACAUGGUCAGGUCCAAACGACCCCGAAAACCCCUACAACUGGUCCCUCAAGAAAAAAUGGUUCGCAGUCUCCCUCGGCCUCUUCGCAACCUUCAUCUCCAUGAUGAACGGCACAAUCAUCACAACAGCCCAUGAAGCAAUCGGCGAGGAUUUCAACGUCAGCGACGAGAACUUCCCACACUCAUACUGGCCCGUCUCCUCAUGGGGUCUCGGCGGUGCUUUGUUUUCACUAGUGCUGCUACCUAUCAUGGAAGACUUUGGCAUGAGAAUUGUAUUCUUGGUCGUGUACACUGUCUUUCUCUGCUUUCUGAUUCCAAUUGGCGUGGCGCCGAAUUAUGAGACUCUUAUCAUCACACGCUUCUUUAGUGGUGGUUGUUGUACUAUUCUUGCUAAUGCUGUGGCUGGAAUUAUUGGAAAUGUUUUUGCUACGGAUCGCGCAAGGACAAUUCCUACGGGGUUGUAUAUCAUGAUCUAUCUCAACUCUAGUAGUCUGGGACCUGUUAUUGGAGCUUCGAUAUUUCAGUUCUUGUCGUGGCGGUGGAUCGGAUAUAUCGAACUUAUCUGGACGGGUGUUUUCUUCCCCAUUUUCAUCUUGGCUAUGCCAGAGACACGGGGAUCUGCGAUUCUGACUUCCCGAGCGAAGAAAUUGCGGAAACAAGGACAGAAUGCUUACAGUCAGAAGGAGCUUGAGUCUACAUCCAUUCUUCAAGACGUAUGGACGAGUAUCCAACGGCCGUUAUACAUGCUCUGCACAGAAUCAGUCGUCUUCAUCUCCACAGUCUGGACGGCUUUCAGUUUGGGAGUGAUCUACGUCUUCACUCAAUCCGUCGAGCAGGUCUUCAGCGAACUCUACGGAUGGAACGCCGUGGAAGCAGGAUACGUCCAAGCAUCCAUCGUCAUCGGCGAAACCCUCGGUUUCGGACUCUGCGUUCUAACAAACAAUUGGUAUUAUGCUUCUGCAUCGCGAAACAAAGAAGCACCCGGCACACCCAUCCCCGAAGCUCGACUCUACGCCGCUGUAAUUGGUGGUUUCAUCGGUGUCACAGGAGGAAUGUUUGUAUACGCCUGGACAAGCUACUCAUAUAUAACAUGGGUAGGCCCAGCAUUCGGACUAAUGCUUGUCGGUCUCGGAACAGAAGCCGUGGUCGUCAGUAUCGCGAAUUAUCUAAUCGAUGCUUAUAGCAAUUAUGCGGGCAGUGCUAUUGGCGCUACUGUUUUGGGAGAGAAUUUGGGUGUUGCGUUUUUGCCGCUUGCUUCGAGUAGCAUGUAUACCAACUUGGGUUUCCAUUGGGCUAGUUCCCUUCUGGGGUUUAUCUCGUUGGUUUUGGCGGCUGCGCCGAUUGGAGUUUUCAUUUGGGGGAAGGAGAUUAGAGCGAGGAGUCCGUUUAUGAAGUCGGCUAUGUCGAAGCCUAUGGAGUUUGCGAUGACACCUUCGGAGUAG
Messenger RNA from Fusarium coffeatum, 1503 nucleotides. RefSeq lists its product as uncharacterized. Lineage: Eukaryota; Fungi; Ascomycota; Sordariomycetes; Hypocreales; Nectriaceae. Gene Ontology annotation, biological process: transmembrane transport. Gene Ontology annotation, molecular function: transmembrane transporter activity. Bases 1 to 1503 code for a protein of 500 amino acids. The record is from RefSeq and is a predicted model, not a curated record. The transcript has 2 exons.